AUGGAGCAUGAACCAAUCAACCUCCCCUCUGAUGUUCUUGUCUCAUUCGAAAACUUCUAUGAAUCCUAUACAUCAAACUCAUUUCCUCUGCAACCAGACUCUCCCUCCAACUUCAACCCAGAAAGACUGCUCCAAAUUGAGUCAGAAAUCACCCAACUGUUGGACUUCGACAUUGCGAUUGCAUCACUGCCAGAGGCACAAGACUCCAUGGAAGAUCUUGAAACUGGCAUCAUGGAAGUUGUCGAAACUGGCGUCAUGGAAAUUGACCCGCUUUCGGACAUUAUGUUUCAUGGUCAAGAAGAAGCGAAUGAGGAAGACUCUUUGGGUGAAGAACAUUCCCUUUUGAGGGUAAUCCAAGAAGAGUUGAUGGAAGAAAGCAGCCUGACUGAUCUUUUACUGAUGGGAGCUGAAGCUGUCGAAUCGCAGAACUGGCCUGUGGUUUCUGCAAUCAUCUCCAAACUGAAUGACAAUCUGUUCAAUCAAGAAAAUGGGAACAGCUCGUUUAACAGAUUGGCUUGGUUUUUCACUCAAGGCCUUCACUGGAAGAGCAUCAACAGUCCUCUCGAAAUGCCGCCUCAGACUUUCUCAAGGGGACCAAACACCAUCUCCGCCAUUCAGAUGAUCCAAGAGCUCUCCCCGUACAUCAAGUUCGCGCACUUCACGGCCAACCAAGCGAUCCUCGAGGCGACCCUGGCAGACCGGGAUGUCCACGUGGUCGACUUCGACAUCAUGGAGGGGAUCCAAUGGCCGCCCUUGAUGGUCGACCUAGCACUACGCGACGAUGCCUCUCUGCAGAUCACCACGAUUGUCACCGACCCAGAUACUGAAGCUUCAAUCCGACAGACCGGAAGGAGGCUCAAGGAGUUCGCGGACUCGAUCGACCUCAGGUUCACAUUCGAUCAGCUCCUAAUCCAGGAAGAAGAGGACUUCAGGACUAUCCACCAAGCAGGCCACACAGUGAUAGCGAACUGCAUGGUCAACCAACUGCACAUGCCUGACAAGAGCCUCUCAAUGGUGAGGACAUUCCUGGGGGGCAUGACAACAUUGUCACCCAAGAUUGUUGUCCUGGUGGAAGAAGAGCUGCUGAAUUUCGCCAAGGCCUCAUCUUCCUUGUCCUUUGUGGAGUUCUUCUGUGAGGCACUCCAUCACUACAUGGCUCUCUCCGACUCGCUGGUGACCGUGAGCAGCUUCGCAGGCCGGUACGAGAUGUGCCUCAAAGUGAUAGAGCAGGAGGUGCUGGGGAGGAGGAUUCUGGACAGUGUGAGGCAGUUCCCUUGCGAGGAAUUGGAGAGGAAGCUGUGGAGAGAUGGGCUUUGCCUGAAGGGGUUUAGGCCUGUGCCUUUGAGCUCAAGCAAUGUGGCUCAAGCCAAGUACCUGGUGAGUGUCUUCAGUGGGGAUUACCGGGUGCGGUGUGAGAAGUUUAGGUUGGCUCUGUGCUGGAAAUCUAGGCCAUUGACAACAGCUUCCAUUUGGGCUCCAAUUUCGAGAGCUGUUUGA
Messenger RNA from Rhodamnia argentea, 1497 nucleotides. Its product is annotated as protein NODULATION SIGNALING PATHWAY 2-like. Gene Ontology annotation, molecular function: DNA-binding transcription factor activity; sequence-specific DNA binding. The record is from RefSeq and is a predicted model, not a curated record. Bases 1 to 1497 code for a protein of 498 amino acids. Gene Ontology annotation, biological process: regulation of DNA-templated transcription. Gene Ontology annotation, cellular component: nucleus. The transcript has a single exon. NCBI's taxonomy places the organism in Eukaryota, Viridiplantae, Streptophyta, Magnoliopsida, Myrtales, Myrtaceae.